AUCAUUUAUCCAGAUAUGGAGGCAUCAGAAAUUGAAAAACCGAUCGAAAAGUGUCUGUACCGCCAGUCGUCCGCGGAAACGAGAUUGUCCCCAAUACACUUCUCGGAGGACUCUGGCGACUCUUGCGAUGACGAAAUCGAAAAAAUCUGCCGAACCCCAAAGGUUAUCGACGUAGUAUUGAAACCUGACGAUGAAAAACCAAACGCGGACGAAACUGGGGAGAAAAAAAGUGUGGGUGUACUGAAAGAUCUUCAAUCUGCAAGAAAAAUGGCGUCUCCUCGACCCAAAUCUCCUCGACAAGUGAUCUCAAAAAAUGACAAGGAAGAAUCUUUUUGGGAUAAAAUUGGGACCCUUGGUCGCAAAAAACGCAUUAAGGAAGUGCAGGAAGUCGAGUCGGAAGGGAAAUACGCCAUCGAUUCACCGGGUAGCCCUAAUGCUCCCGUCGUGCCCCCGGAGGAUUACGCCUUGGAAGAAAACGAGGAACGUUGCAUGAUACAACCGCACGCGUUUAACGACCGCAAACUGCAUGAGCUGAUGCAAGUACUGAUCGAGUGGAUUAAUGACGAGCUGGCCUCGCAAAGGAUAAUUGUGCAGGACCUCGCCGAGGAUUUGUACGACGGUCAGGUUCUGCAGAAGCUCUUCGAGAAACUAACGAACGAAAAGUUAGACGUACCGGAAGUUACCCAAUCUGAGGAGGGGCAACGACAAAAGCUCUCUGUCGUACUCGCCUAUUUUAACAGAGUUUUAGGCGUGCACGGAGUGACCUCAAAUAAGUGGAGCGUGGAGGCAAUUCAUUCGAAAAAUUUGGUAUCGAUUUUACACUUGCUCGUCGCUUUGGCUCGACAUUUUCGUGCGCCGAUCCGUUUACCCGAGCACGUUUCUGUUGACGUCAUUGUCGUGCAGAAGUCAUACGGCCAGUUAAAUUAUCGAACGGUACGUGAAGAUCUCACGGCGGCCUAUGACGACGUCGGCAUGAGAUGCGAACGAGAUGCUUUCGAUACACUUUUUGAUCACGCACCUGAUAAGCUACAAGUUGUGAAAAAGUCUCUGGUUACGUUCGUCAACAAGCAUUUGAAUAAAAUUAAUCUGGAGGUGACCGAAUUGGAGUCUCAAUUCCACGACGGCGUCUACCUGACGUUGCUGAUGGGAUUGUUGGAGGGAUUUUUCGUGCCAUUGUACAGUUUUCAUUUGACACCAAAGGAUUUCGAGCAGAAGGUUCACAAUGUAUCGUUUGCUUUUGAACUAAUGGAGGAAGUGGGAAUUGCAAGACCCAAGUCACGUCCCGAAGAUAUCGUCAAUCAAGAUCUGAAAUCGACUCUGCGUGUGCUGUACAAUUUAUUUUCAAGAUACAAAAAUAUUGCCUAAGUUAACCAACAUAAAAAGUAUUAACGUAUACUAAGUGCCUUUUAUAAUUAAUAGAGUAUUAAUAAAAUUUAUUUUAACAAUA
Molecule: messenger RNA, 1447 nt
Organism: Photinus pyralis (common eastern firefly)
Lineage: Eukaryota; Metazoa; Arthropoda; Insecta; Coleoptera; Lampyridae
Product: alpha-parvin
Exons: 6
Coding region: 16-1365 (449 amino acids)
Biological process (GO): cell projection assembly; substrate adhesion-dependent cell spreading; establishment or maintenance of cell polarity
Cellular component (GO): actin cytoskeleton; focal adhesion; cytoplasm
Molecular function (GO): actin binding
Source: RefSeq, a predicted model, not a curated record